AUGCAUAUGAACAAGAGAAUCGGUCGGCUCAAACAAUGGGCCGGGGAGCGCAUGGGCGGAGAGGCCAAAACAUGCCAAUCCGACAACUUCAAGGCCAUGGAGACAGAAAUGGGCGUGCGACAUGAAGGCGUUGACCGCAUUCAUAAGUCCAUGACCUCCUAUGUCAAAGCUAUCUCCAAGCGUAACGAGGGGGACGAUAAGGAAAAGACUCUCCCGAUUGCCCACUUGGGAAGCAGCAUGGUCACCCACGGCGAGGACUUCGACGUGAACUCGGAAUACGGACAGUGCCUGAUCAUGUUUGGGCGCACGGAAGAGCGCAUCGCGCGCAUCCAAGAGAACUACAUCACACAGGCGACUUCGAGCUGGCUCGAAUCCCUGGAGCGAUCUCUCACCCAAAUGAAAGACUACCAGCAAGCCCGAAAGAAGCUUGACAGUCGACGGCUCGCAUACGAUACGUCUCUCUCGAAGAUGGAAAAAGCUAAGAAAGAAGACUUCCGUGUCGAGGAAGAGCUACGCUCCCAGAAGGUCAAGUACGAGGAAGCAAACGACGACGUGCUUCGUCGCAUGCAAGACGUCAAAGACGCCGAAACAGACAACGUGAUGGACAUGGGAGCGUUCUUAGACGCUCAACUUGAGUAUCACGAACGAUCUCGUGAGGCACUCCUACAGCUCAAGAGGGAGUGGGCCGGUUCCAGCCAAGGACAAGCCCCUAGCCGUCGUCCCAUCCGUGCUCGUUCCAAUACUGCCCACUCCUACCUGGAUCGAAAUGACCCGCUGCAAGAAGAGUUGAUGAAUGCCACUGAGACGCGCCCUCCUCUGCGAACGAACAAGACUGUCGCGGCAUACGGCACCGAGUCACCCCCCAGGGAGACUUACUCCCGCCCUGUCUUGAGCCGGGUUCCUACCUUCGAAAGCCCUGCUCAACUCCGGCAAGAACAAAGCCCAGCGGCCUCACAGUGGGUCCAGCAGCGCACCGCUAGCGAGAACCUGGCGGGUUUCGGCCGUCGCAGCAGUACCCAAGUUGGCAAUGGUCGAGUCUCUGCUGAUCCAUACGCCGACUCGGAAGAAGUUAGCUCGUAUGGUCGAUCCAGCCCCGAGCGGAUGUUUUCCGGUGGCAGGUCCAUCUCCCCAGCCACAUCUCAUGGCAGCGUGGCAUCCCGACAACCCAGUGCAUCUAAUUUGAAUACUCUCGGCUUGAAGAAGGCCCCUCCCCCACCUCCACCCUCGCGUGCGAAGAAGCCACCUCCCCCUCCUCCCCCCAUGAAGCGGACCUUGCUCGCUGCACCAAAUGCAUGA
Penicillium salamii is the source of this 1296-nucleotide messenger RNA. Lineage: Eukaryota; Fungi; Ascomycota; Eurotiomycetes; Eurotiales; Aspergillaceae. The record is from the annotation of a GenBank genome assembly.